UCCCCGCAAUGUUUCAGAUAACGAUUUCCCUAAACAUUUGUCUGUCUUUGGUAGCGAUUGCAUUAUGCAGUUGUCCUUGCAAGAAGAACUUAGAAUACUACAACAUCUGUAUGAAGUCAGCCCAAAACAGCAACAACGCAUGUGGACUACACCUAACGGAAUAUGACACGUGUACGAAGGAAAGAUAUACGCAUUUGGAAUCUAAAGUUGAAUCCAUUGAGCGCUCUCUAAAUAGAAAAACUCAUCAUGUCUCAUUUAUGGCGAACCCUUCAGGCAAUGUGAAAGUCGUCAAAGGGACUCUAAUUUUUAGCAACGUUCUCACAAAUAAGGGAGGAGCCUACAACGGCAAGACUGGUAUCUUUACCGCCCCCGUAUCUGGGUCAUACUUCUUCAUGGUCACAUUUGGACUUCCAACCCCAUCCGGCUCUAAGGGCUCUGACUACAUAAGGAUGCAGAUAAUAAAGAACGGAAAAAUGAUCGGGUACUUAUUCAUCGGCACUGAAGGUGUAUGGAUCAAAAGAUCAGAAAAUACCUUGAUAGAUCUUUCAAAAGGGGACAAAGUAAAACUGUCCAUCAUUACCAUUGGUACUGGGUUUUCCUACAUUGCGGGAGGCUAUCGUUCGCACUUCUCGGGAUUUCUAAUCAACUGAAGCAGUUAUACAUGUAAUUCGAAAUAUUUUAAUAAAUUCGUACA
This is a messenger RNA of Saccostrea cuccullata (small rock oyster), 694 nucleotides long. RefSeq names its product complement C1q tumor necrosis factor-related protein 3-like. Bases 9 to 650 code for a protein of 213 amino acids. Gene Ontology annotation, molecular function: protein binding. The record is from RefSeq and is a predicted model, not a curated record. The transcript has 2 exons. NCBI's taxonomy places the organism in Eukaryota, Metazoa, Mollusca, Bivalvia, Ostreida, Ostreidae.